Molecule: messenger RNA, 376 nt
Organism: Salvelinus sp. IW2-2015
Lineage: Eukaryota; Metazoa; Chordata; Actinopteri; Salmoniformes; Salmonidae
Source: RefSeq, a predicted model, not a curated record
CUGAAUCCUGUCUGUUGUGGUUGCCAGCGGAGACGAGGAGGUGGUGAAUGAUUACCCAGAACCCCUCAUGGUGUUGGAGGGGAUGGUCACUGCAGUGCACAACCACGUCCAGAGCGGUGACUCUGUGGUCAGUUCUGAUGACCUGUUGGCGUGGUUACGACCGUUCUGCAGCGAUGGCUCUCUUGUGGUGCGACCACGUAUCGAGGUUCUGCAGAUUCUGGAGAAUAACUUCAGUCUUAGGGACAGUGACGUUCAUCUGUUGCUGCUCUACAGGACCCAAGCUGUACUGAAGGACAGGCAGGUAACACUCGUAACUAGGGCUGUCCCCGACAACAACAACAACAAAUUAUGGUCUAUCUAGAGUCGUCUGAUCUUU